Drosophila novamexicana is the source of this 1299-nucleotide messenger RNA. RefSeq names its product malate dehydrogenase, mitochondrial (gene Mdh2). The transcript has 4 exons. The record is from RefSeq and is a predicted model, not a curated record. Gene Ontology annotation, cellular component: mitochondrion; cytoplasm. NCBI's taxonomy places the organism in Eukaryota, Metazoa, Arthropoda, Insecta, Diptera, Drosophilidae. Bases 89 to 1099 code for a protein of 336 amino acids. Gene Ontology annotation, molecular function: L-malate dehydrogenase (NAD+) activity. Gene Ontology annotation, biological process: tricarboxylic acid cycle; carboxylic acid metabolic process.
UAGCUAUUGGGAUUUUGCAAGCUGCGCAGCUGCCUAUUGUUUAGCAUAACAAUUUAUUGAACAAUUUUUAUAAAAAUAACAAACUAAAAUGUUGAAGCAAGUAACCAAGCAAUUGGCACUGCAAGGCGUGCGCAACUUUUCGGUCAGCCAACAGAACAACUAUAAGGUGACCGUAUGCGGCGCCUCCGGCGGCAUUGGCCAGCCGCUGUCGCUGCUGCUGAAGCAAAAUCCCCUCGUUACGGAUCUGUCGCUCUACGAUAUUGUGCACACGCCCGGCGUUGCCGCCGAUUUGUCUCACAUCGAUACCAAGAGCAAGACGGUGGGAUUCAUGGGCGCCGAUCAAUUGGGCGCUUCCCUGAAGGGUUCCGAUGUUGUUGUCAUCCCUGCUGGUGUGCCCCGCAAGCCUGGCAUGACUCGCGAUGAUCUGUUCAAUGUGAAUGCCGGCAUCAUUAAGGAUAUUUCCAAUGCGAUUGCCAAGAACUGCCCCAAGGCUCUGGUGGCCAUUAUCACGAAUCCCGUCAACACCUGUGUGCCAAUUGCUGCCGAGAUUCUAAAGAAGGCUGGCGUUUACGAUCCCAAGCGUCUGUUUGGCGUUUCCACCUUGGACGUGGUGCGUGCUCGUGCCUUUAUUGGCCACGCCCUCGGCGUUGAUCCCCAGAGCGUGCAGAUACCCGUUAUUGGCGGCCACUCCGGUGUCACCAUUCUGCCGGUACUGUCGCAAAGCCAGCCUCAGUUCAAGGGCAACCAGGAUGCCAUCGAGAAGCUGACCGUACGCAUUCAGGAGGCCGGCACCGAGGUGGUUAAGGCAAAGGCUGGCGCCGGAUCUGCCACCCUGUCGAUGGCCUACGCUGGCGCUCGUUUUGCCGGCUCCCUGCUCAAGGGACUCAACGGCGAUAAGAACGUCAUCGAGUGCUCGUACGUGCAGUCCAAUAUCACGGAGGCGACAUUCUUCUCCACGCCCCUGGUGUUGGGCAAGGCUGGUCUGCAGGAGAACCUGGGACUGCCCAAGUUGAACGACUAUGAGAAGAAGCUGCUGGAGGCUGCCAUUCCCGAGCUGAAGAAGAACAUCCAGAAGGGCAUCGACUUUGCCAAUGCUUAAGCUGCUAUCCACUAGCCAGUCAAUCAGUAGUUCAGUCAAUCAAUCAAUCAGCCCCCCAAUUGUUUCCAUCAUUAGUUAUCAUUUAGCCUUCAUGCGUGCAUUGGUUACUUACUUAGCAAAUUUGGUCGUUUUAAGUUGAAAAGUGUAAAGCAUUCGUGUGUCCAAAGAUUAAACAGCCAUGUGCUCAUCAUCCUUAUAAA